AUGUCCUGUCUGCCUUGGAGCUGGGCUCUGCCCUGGGCAAUGCUGCUGUUUCUCUUAGGCUUCCAGCUCCUGGUGACUCAGUCCUGGCGUUCCCAAGAGCAGGAGGACGGUGAUGAGCAGGUCCUGUCUGCUUAUCUGCCUGCCACGGUGGAGUUCGCUGUGCACACGUUCAACCUGCAGAGCGAAGACAACGCUGCCUACAGGCUGGAGCGUGUCCUGAGUGCCUGGAGGGAGAAGGAUUAUUCCAAGCUGGUGUUCUCCAUGAACCUGCUGCUUCAUCAGACCAGGUGUGGGAAGUUUCAGGAAGACAUCGACAAUUGCCCCUUUCACAAAAGCCCAGAGCUGGACAAGUUCUUCAUCUGCUUCUUCACCGUUGAUGCCGUGCCCUGGGAAACACAGUUCAAACUCCUGAACAGGACCUGCUCGGAGGGGUUCCCCUGA
Cynocephalus volans (Philippine flying lemur) is the source of this 441-nucleotide messenger RNA. RefSeq names its product cystatin-9-like. The transcript has 3 exons. Gene Ontology annotation, molecular function: cysteine-type endopeptidase inhibitor activity. Lineage: Eukaryota; Metazoa; Chordata; Mammalia; Dermoptera; Cynocephalidae. Gene Ontology annotation, biological process: antimicrobial humoral response. The record is from RefSeq and is a predicted model, not a curated record. The coding region runs from base 1 to 441 and encodes 146 amino acids.